AGGCUUCACAGCCAUGAAGAUCUCCUCCUGCGUACUAUGUGAGCAGUAAUUAACGCGCUCCGCAAGUCAGUGAAGUCUGCCUGCGUCCUUGAUUCUUCUGCUGCUACCUCAAGCUCAAUUGUAUUGGAUAUUUUAUUGAAAAUUUAAUGCCCCCCAUUUUUUAGCUCCCCCCCCCCCCAGCUAUCACCUGUGUUUCUUGCUACUGCCCGGUGCUUUCUAUGUAAUUGCCAUUGUUAUACAGUUCCAAGCUCCAAUUUUUAUGGUGGAAAAACACACAGUCACACACUCGGUGAAUUCACUUUAUUGGCUACAGUUGCUCUAAAGUCGUCAAAGACUGCCUUUUUUCUAUUUUAACCAAAAUUUGUGCUUUUUGCUUUUUCAAUUGACUUGGGAGAAGAUCAUUUCCACAUAUAAUCACAACCCUUUAUCAAUUUCCUUCCCAUUUCAAAAGGGAUUCUCCAAAAUUUGUUGUUAUGCUUCCAAUUCUUCUCUAACCCAUUUUUCUACUUUUCGAGCAGCAGGAGAAAAAAGAGAAAAAUCAGGUGGUUGUGGCUGGUGGUGGAGGCCACAUGCACGGCUUAAGCCGGCUGGGUAGCGGCGUGAAUUCUACGCCUUCUACUUCUUCGUCUUCUUCUGUUUCGCCGCCGUCUUCGCCGCGGAACCGCCGCAGCAGGAACAAUAAGAAUUCUAUUAUUACAAUCGGAGGUGGCGGUGGAGAUGGAGGAAGCAGGAGUUUCCUCCGCGGUGGAGGAUUUGGGGAAAUGAAGCUGCAGAAUUUAGUGGAAAGGUUGGGUUUUGCGGUGAUUUCAACGGUUUAUAGGCGGAGAGGGGUGUUACUAUUGGCACCAUUGUUGUAUAUAUCGGUAAUGUUGUUGUAUAUGGGUACCGUAGGAUUUGAUUCUGUUGUUAGUAGAAAUGGUGGAAAUGGAGAUGACCUGACGCGGCCGGGAUCUCUAUACAGAAGCCCUCAGGUAUUCGAGAAGCUUUGGCCGUUUAUGGAGGCCGAGGGCAACGGAAGCUCCUCUAAUUUGAUAAUGAAUGUUUGGACUUUAAAGCCACGUCAAAGUUGGAAGCCUUGUAUUCACCAGACUGCUUCUCAUGCAGAGUUGCCCAAGUCAAAUGGUUUCCUCAUAAUUGAAGCAAAUGGUGGAUUGAACCAACAAAGAUUGUCGAUAUGUGAUGCAGUGGCGGUAGCAGGAUUGUUAAAUGCCACUCUUGUUAUUCCAAUGUUUCAUUUCAAUAGUGUUUGGCGAGAUUCUAGCAAGUUUGGAGACAUAUUUGAUGAGGAUUUCUUCAUAUACGCCCUAAGAAAUCGUGUAGAGAUUGUUAGAGAGCUUCCAGAAGCUGUACUUCAGCAUUUUGAUCAUAAUAUAAGCAAUAUUGUCAAUCUGAGGUUAAAAGCAUGGUCAAGUCCAACCUACUAUCUGCAGAAGGUUGUACCAAAGAUAGUUGAGUUGGGGGCCGUUCGGGUAGCACCUUUCUCUAACAGAUUGGCCCAUGCAGUUCCUCCAAAUAUCCAAGGACUUCGAUGCUUGUCAAAUUUUGAAGCACUUAGGUUUUCAGAAUCAAUACGUAUGCUAGCUGCAAAAAUGGUUGAUAGGAUGGUUAAAAAUAGCUCGAAAAGCGGGGGGAAGUAUAUUUCAGUCCAUCUGCGAUUUGAAGAGGAUAUGGUUGCAUUUUCAUGUUGUGUAUAUGAUGGUGGCGAGGAAGAAAAGAGAGAGAUGGAUAUUGCGCGUGAAAGAAGCUGGCGAGGAAAAUUUCGUAGAAGGGGGAGAAUAAUAAGGCCUGGCGCAAAUAGGCGGGAUGGGAAGUGUCCUUUAACUCCACUUGAGGUGGGGAUGAUGCUUCAUGGAAUGGGCUUUGACAAUAACACCUUCAUAUAUGUUGCAGCUGGAAAAAUCUAUCAAGCUGAAAAGUAUAUGGCCCCACUUAAACAAAUGUUUCCUCAUCUAGAGACAAAGGAUACACUAGCCUCUCCUGAAGAACUAGCUCCUUUCAAGGGGCAUUCAUCUAGGUUGGCUGCUCUAGAUUAUACGGUUUGCCUGCACAGUGAAGUGUUUGUCUCAACUCAGGGUGGUAACUUUCCACAUUUCUUGGUUGGUCAUAGACGAUAUCUCUAUGAAGGACAUGCUAAGACAAUUAAACCGGACAAAAGAAAGUUAGCUUUAUUGUUUGAUAACCCCAACAUCAGAUGGAAAGACUUUAAACGGCAGUUGCAAGAUAUGCUCAGACAUAGUGAUGUGAAGGGGGUUGAAACUAGAAAGCCCAGUGGCUCGCUGUAUACAUACCCAAUGCCAGAUUGCAUGUGUAAACAUGCAGAUGGUAGAAAUGACAACGGUAACACAACAGGAUUAUCAUAAUUUUUUACUAUUUUAUGUAACCUAGGUUUUCAGAAAUUGCUAUACCUGUAGAUUGUAAUAGCUUUCUACUAAGUUCUGCGAAACUGUAAUCAUUCUUUUACCAGUUGCCUUGUAGCUGUUAUAAUUUUGAGGUCUGGACUCAAUAUAGGUUCAUAUACGGUGCUCCAAAAGUAUACCCUGUUCACACAUAUGAUUGUACAAUAAAUUGUAGUUAAACUGAUUCUUUAUAAUAUAGUUAAUAAAUGUUGUUAUCUCUCUUA
Messenger RNA from Coffea eugenioides, 2620 nucleotides. RefSeq names its product O-fucosyltransferase 9. Bases 570 to 2360 code for a protein of 596 amino acids. The transcript has 10 exons. Lineage: Eukaryota; Viridiplantae; Streptophyta; Magnoliopsida; Gentianales; Rubiaceae. The record is from RefSeq and is a predicted model, not a curated record.